Messenger RNA from Linum trigynum, 1396 nucleotides. The record is from the annotation of a GenBank genome assembly. NCBI's taxonomy places the organism in Eukaryota, Viridiplantae, Streptophyta, Magnoliopsida, Malpighiales, Linaceae.
ACACAUGAAAGAAUUAAGCCAGCAAUAUAUGUAUAUAUUUAAUUCAUGUCUUUUUUUUUGUUAUCAAAUUCCCUUUCAAUUGUAAAAUGCCGCCCAAUUUUCUUUUUGCUUGAUAUAUAUUGCUGCCCAACUUCUCUGUUCACAUUCCAAAAGUGUACCUGAUAGGUGAACACAUUAGAUAUUUACCAAAACCUGUAGGUCCUUCAGCUGAUAUAUAUUUCCACCCAAUAUUUGUUUGGGAUAAUUUAUAUUGCCGCCAAAUAAUGUCGAGAUAGGAAAAAGUGUUUUUCUUCUUUGCUUUUAGAGUGGUGUUUUGUUUUUUAGAGUGUCUAUUGGUUAAAACGGUUCCAGGAGGCCUCCGACCAGGUGACUAAGAGGCACAUGUACGCUCUGCUCACCAUGUUCGACGCUCUCGACCACAUCCACCUUGGCUCAAUCAUGACGAUCUCUUUCUUUCGGGUGAAGGGUCACUUGAAGGCGAUCACACUGCAUGGGGAACCCUACAUCACUCGCGUUUCCCGGGGGCACACCAGAGACUUCUUCGACGAGACUUUGUACUCAAUGGGGCUAAUUCGGGUCGCCAGGACAAACCCGCGGGUCUGUUGGCUCAAGGGUUUGCCCCCUGAGGAGUUUGCUGAGGCGGCGGAGGCCGAGGCUCCUGCCGCUGGUCGGGUUCCACCACAUCAGCCUAAGCCUAACUCGCUGCAGUUCUUCCCCUGUUCUUCCUCAGCUGUGCCACCAGAUGAGCGCUGCGCAGCCAUUGAGGCUCCCUGCAAUCGGAUCGAGGCGCACAUGGAUCAUGAGUGUGAUGCUCGCUAUUACUCACAUAUCCUGCUAGAAGGCAUGUGCUCGACGGCCGAUGUGGAUACCACCCAGACCUUCUGUCACCCUUAUCCUGCCCGAGAUGCUCACGAGGAGGAUUGAGACCGCCCUUUGACCAUAGGCUCUAUGUGUUGUUUUUUUUCUGAUUUUGUUUCUGUGUGUCGAACUGGAUAUUUUGUGUUUUAUUUUUCUUUUUUCUAUUUGAAGCCAUGGGGUUGACAACUGUUUGCCUAAAUUUUCCCUAGUACGAGUGGUUGAGUUUUUUUUUGCCCUGCUUCUUAGAAACUUGUCCUUCUUCUAGUCUUCUCCUAAUGACUGGUCCCAUCUCGAGUCCCACCGUCGUCCGUUCUUCCCAGUAACAUCACAACCCUUAUCUUUCCCUCUUCUCCAUUGAGGGAAAUGUCGAUUUUAAGUGUUGGGGGUGUUCAUCUUUAAUUUCUUAAAUGCGUUUGUGUGCUUAGAACCUAGUCCACUGUCCAAAUUUUACGAUUUGAGGGCUCCAAGUACGUGCUCCUUGCAAUUGCCUGCUCAGUAUGCUUUGAAUUGACAGCCUUUAUAAAAGUAUGCAUCUAGG